This is a messenger RNA of Cavia porcellus (domestic guinea pig), 10097 nucleotides long. RefSeq names its product sidekick cell adhesion molecule 1 (gene Sdk1). The record is from RefSeq and is a predicted model, not a curated record. The transcript is spliced from 45 exons. Bases 299 to 6829 code for a protein of 2176 amino acids. Lineage: Eukaryota; Metazoa; Chordata; Mammalia; Rodentia; Caviidae. Gene Ontology annotation, molecular function: protein binding. Gene Ontology annotation, biological process: cell-cell adhesion.
GGGGCGCGGCGGCCGCGGCGAGAGCCGUCGCGCGGGCGGGCGCACUUUCUCCUCAGCGUCGGGCGCGGGCGGUGGUGACAGGGGCUCCUCAGCGUCUGCGACCCCUCACAGAGCGUUGCGGGACCGGCUCUCGGCGGCGGGGACGGGAGCGGCGGCGGGCGUUUCCCCGCUGACAACUUCGCGCCCCCUCACGCGGGGCCCGGACGCCGCCCCUCAGCCCAGAGCGCGCUCCCGCGUCGAGCGGCCGCCCCGCGUCCCCUGCCCGUCCCGCGGCGCCGGGUGGCGGCGGCUGCUCGGCAUGGUCCGGGGCGGCGGCGCGGCGGCUCCUGAGCGCGUUGGCCCGGGGCGACCGCGGGGGGCUCCGCCCGCCAGCGACCCCGAGACCCCCGGCCGGGACGCGGGGCGCCGGGCGGCAAAGUUCUGCCCGGGCCGCCGCGGGUGGUGGGCUCUGCUCACGCUUCAGAUGCACUUGGUGCGGGCGCUGGCGCAAGAUGAUGUAGCACCUUAUUUUAAAACUGAACCAGGCCUGCCACAGAUUCACCUAGAAGGGAACCGCCUUGUCCUCACCUGCCUUGCAGAAGGGAGCUGGCCUUUGGAAUUCAAAUGGAUGCACAAUGACAGUGAGCUCACCACCUACAGCACGGAAUAUAAGUACAUUAUUUCAUCGUUACAGAAGCAUGAUGCUGGGUUUUACCGCUGUGUGGUGCGAAACAGAAUGGGAGCGCUGUUGCAAAGAAAAUCAGAAGUUCAAGUUGCAUAUAUGGGAAAUUUCAUGGACACAGACCAGAGGAAAAUGGUUUCUCAAGGACAUGCAGCAGUUCUCAACUUACUGCCCAUCAAUAGCUGCCCCAGACCUCAAGUAACUUGGUUUAGAGAAGGGCACAAGAUUAUUCCAAGCAACAGAAUAGCCAUCACACUAGAGAAUCAGCUGGUGAUCCUUUCCACAACAGCGAGUGAUGCUGGGGCUUACUACGUGCAGGCCGUCAACGAGCGGAAUGGGGAAAACAAGACAAGCCCCUUCAUUCAUCUGAGCAUAGCAAGAGAUAUGGGCACACCUGAAGCCAUGGCCCCCGUCAUUGUGGUUGCCCCAGGCAACAGGAGCGUGGUAGCUGGGUCCAGUGAGACCACCUUGGAGUGCAUAGCCAGUGCCAGGCCUGUGGAAGAGCUGAGUGUGCACUGGAAGAGAAAUGGCGUAAGACUCACUAGUGGACUCCACAGCUUUGGAAGACGCCUCACCAUUUCCAAUCCGACUUCUACAGACACAGGGCUGUAUGUCUGCGAGGCAACACUGCGGGGGAGUGCUUUCGAGCCAGCCAGGGCCAAGGCUUUCCUUUCUAUCAUAGAGCCACCGUAUUUUACUGCGGAACCUGAGAGUCGGAUUUUAGUUGAAGUGGAAGAAACCGUGGACAUCAUGUGUCGAGCUAUGGGGGUCCCUCUUCCCACCCUCCAGUGGUACAAGGAUGCUGUCUCUAUCAACAAGCUCCAGAACCCUCGGUACCAAGUACUGCCCAGCGGAGGCCUACGCAUCCAGAAGUUGCAUCCAGAGGACUCUGGAAUAUUCCAAUGCUUUGCCAGUAAUGAAGGAGGGGAGAUCCAGACCCAUACCUACCUAGAUGUUACCAAUGUUGCCCCAACAUUUAUCCAGUGUCCAGCUGAUACCACAGUGACUGAUGGGAUGACAGCUGUCCUACGGUGUGAAGUGUCUGGGGCUCCCAAGCCUGCCGUCACAUGGAAGAGAGGAAACAACAUUUUGGCCAGUGGCUCUGUCCGGAUUCCUAGGUUCAUGCUGCUGGAAUCUGGGGGUCUGCAAAUAACCCCUGUGUUCAUCCAGGAUGCUGGCAACUACACCUGCUAUGCGCUCAACACGGAAGGCUCUCUGAACGCGUCUGCGACGCUCACCGUGUGGAAUCGAACCUCUAUCAUUCACCCUCCUGAGGACCGUGUGGUGAUUAAGGGGACUACGGCCGCCCUACACUGUGGAGCCACUCACGACCCCCGGAUUUCUCUCCGCUAUGUGUGGAAGAAGGACAACGCAGUCAUCACCCCAUCUAGCAGCUCUAGAAUUGUGGUGGAGAAGGAUGGCUCCCUCCUCAUCAGCCAGACAUGGUCUGGUGAUAUCGGAGACUAUACCUGUGAAAUCGUAUCUGAGGGAGGGAAUGAUUCUAGGACAGCCCGGCUAGAAGUGAUUGAACUGCCCCACCCACCUCAGAACCUCCUGGCCAGCCUGAGCCCCUCACACAGCCAUGCCGUGGUGCUUUCCUGGGUCCGGCCCUUCGAUGGGAACAGUCCUGUUCUUCACUACAUUGUGGAGCUGUCUGAAAACAACUCUCCCUGGAAAGUACACCUUUCAGAUGUUGGUCCAGAGAUGACAGGCAUCACCGUGAGUGGCCUGACCCCAGCUCGCACAUAUCAGUUCCGGGUGUGCGCUGUGAACCAAGUGGGCAAGGGCCAGUACAGCACAGAAACAAGCAGGUUGAUGUUACCUGAAGAACCACCCAGUGCUCCCCCGAAAAACAUCGUGGCCAGUGGGCGCACCAACCAGUCCAUCAUGGUGCAGUGGCAGCCUCCCCCAGAAACAGAGCAUAACGGGGUGCUGCGUGGAUAUAUCCUAAGGUACCGCCUAGCAGGACUGCCUGGGGAACAUCAGCAGAGGAAUAUCACCAGCCCGGAAGUGAAUUACUGCCUGGUAACAGACCUGAUCAUCUGGACACAGUAUGAAAUCCAGGUGGCUGCAUACAAUGGGGCUGGCCUGGGCGUCUUCAGUAGGGCUGUGGCUGAGUACACCUUACAAGGAGUGCCCACUGCGCCCCCACAGAAUGUGCAGGCAGAAGCUGUAAACUCCACCACUGUCCAGUUCCUCUGGAAUCCACCUCCGCAGCAGUUCAUCAACGGCAUCAACCAGGGAUAUAAGCUUCUAGCGUGGCCAGCAGAUGUCCCCGAAGCAGUGACUGUGGUCACCAUUGCCCCAGAUUUCCACGGAAUCCACCACGGGUACAUCACGAACCUGAAGAAGUUUACUGCUUACUUCACCUCCGUUCUGUGCUUCACCACGCCAGGGGACGGGCCCCCGAGCACACCGCAGCUCGUGUGGACUCACGAGGACAAACCAGGAGCUGUGGGCCACCUGAGCUUCACAGAGAUUCUGGACACAUCUCUCAAAGUCAGCUGGCAGGAGCCUCUGGAGAAGAAUGGCAUCAUUACGGGCUAUCGGAUUUCCUGGGAGGUAUAUGGGAAGAAUGAUUCUCGACUCACACACACUCUCAACAGUACGACCCAUGAAUACAAAAUCCGAGGUCUGUCAUCCCUCACCACCUACACCAUCGAGGUUGCUGCAGUGACGGCUGCGGGCAUGGGCCUGGUCACCACCUCCACCAUCUCUUCUGGAGUGCCCCCAGACCUUCCUGGUGCACCAUCCAACCUGGUCAUUUCCAACAUCAGCCCUCGCUCCGCCACACUUCAGUUCCGACCAGGCUACGAUGGAAAGACGUCCAUCUCCAGGUGGAUUGUGGAAGGGCAGGUUGGUGCUAUCGGCGAUGAGGAGGAAUGGGUCUGCCUCUACGAGGAGGAGAAUGAGCCUGAUGCCCAGAUGCUGGAAAUCCCAAACCUCACGCCAUACACCCACUACAGAUUUCGAAUGCGCCAAGUAAACAUCGUUGGUCCCAGCCCCUUCAGCCAGUCAUCCCGUGUGAUCCAGACCCUGCAGGCCCCACCUGACGUGGCUCCCACCAGCAUCACCGUGCGGACAGCCAGUGAGACCAGCCUGCGGCUGCGCUGGGUGCCCCUGCCUGAUUCCCAGUACAAUGGGAACCCUGAGUCCGUGGGUUACCGAGUGAAGUACUGGCGCUUAGACCUCCCAACCUCUGCACUGGCCCAAGUCGUCAAUGACCGGCUGGAGAGGGAGCUCACUAUCGAGGAGCUGGAGGAGUGGACGGAAUAUGAGCUGCAGAUGCAGGCCUUCAAUGCCAUCGGGGCCGGGCCGUGGAGCGAGGUGGUGCGAGGUCGGACGAGAGAGUCAGUUCCUUCAGCCGCCCCUGAAAAUGUAUCUGCAGAGGCUGUCAGCUCAACCCAGAUUUUACUGACAUGGGCAUCUGUCCCUGAGCAGGACCAGAACGGGCUCAUCCUGGGCUACAAGAUCCUGUACCGAGCCAAAGACCUGGAUCCUGAGCCCAGAACUCAUGUCGUGCGAGGGAAUCACACACAGUCAGCGCUUCUGGCUGGCCUGCGCAAGUUCGUGCUGUAUGAGCUCCAGGUGCUGGCCUUCACUCGCAUUGGAAAUGGGGUUCCCAGCUCACCCUUCAUCCUGGAGCGAACCAAAGAUGAUGCCCCAGGCCCUCCAGUGAGGCUGGUGUUCCCCGAAGUGCGACUCACCUCAGUGCGGAUCGUGUGGCAGCCCCCAGAGGAGCCCAACGGCGUGAUUCUGGGAUACCAGAUCGCCUAUCGCCUGGCCAGCAGCCGCCCACACACAUUUACCACCGUGGAGGUUGGCGCCACUGUGCGACAGUUCACAGCCACCGAGCUGGCCCCAGAGUCUGCAUAUGUCUUUAGGCUCUCAGCCAAGACAAGGCAGGGCUGGGGGGAGCCACUGGAGGCCACAGUCAUCACCACCGAGAAGAGAGAGCGGCCAGCGCCCCCCAGAGAGCUCCAGGUACCCCAGGCAGAAGUGACUGCACGUAGCCUCCAGCUCCAGUGGGUCCCAGGCAGUGAUGGGGCCUCUCCCAUCCGUUACUUCACCGUGCAGGUGCGAGAGCUGCCUGGGGGCGAGUGGCAGACCUACUCUUCAUCCAUCAGCCAUGAUGCUACAGCUUGCGCCGUGGAAAGGCUGAGACCCUUCACCUCCUACAAGCUGCGCUUGAAAGCUACCAAUGACAUUGGAGACAGCAACUUUAGUUCAGAGACUGAGGCGGUCACGACACUGCAGGAUGUUCCAGGAGAGCCUCCAGGGUCUGUCUCUGCUACACCGCACACCACUUCCUCUGUGCUGAUCCAGUGGCAGCCUCCAAGGGAUGAGAGCCUCAAUGGGCUUCUGCAGGGAUACCGUAUCUACUACAGGGAGUUGGAGUCUGAAGCAGGCACCAGCCCAGAGGCCAAGAUGCUCAAAAGCCCUUCCGCACUGCGAGCUGAGCUCACAGCCCAAAGCAGCUUCAAGACCGUGAACAGCAGUUCCACGUUAACAACGUAUGAAUUAACACAUCUGAAGAAGUACAGGCGCUAUGAAGUGAUCAUGACCGCCUACAACGUCAUCGGCGAGAGUCCUGCUAGCGCGCCUGUGGAAGUCUUUGUCGGUGAGGCAGCCCCAGCAAUGGCCCCACAGAACAUCCAGGUGACCCCACUCACAGCCAGCCAGCUGGAGGUCACAUGGGACCCGCCACCUCCAGAGAGCCAGAACGGGAACAUCCAGGGCUACAAGAUCUACUACUGGGAGGCGGGCAACCGGAACGAAACAGAGAAGAUGAAGGUCCUGUUCCUCCCUGAGCCCACAGUGAAGCUUAAGAACCUGACCAGCCACACCAAAUACCUGGUCAGCAUAUCUGCCUUCAACGCUGCUGGUGAUGGGCCCAGGAGCGACCCCCGGCAGGGGCGUACCCAUCAGGCCGCUCCUGGGGCCCCCAGCUUCCUGGCAUUCUCAGAAAUCACCUCCACCACACUGAAUGUGUCCUGGGGGGAGCCGGUAGCAGCCAACGGUGUUCUUCAGGGCUACCGAGUGGUAUAUGAGCCCUUGGCACCUGUCCAAGGUGUGAGCAAGGUGGUGACAGUGGAUGUGAAAGGGAAUUGGCAACGCUGGUUGAAGGUGCGUGACCUCACCAAGGGAGUGACCUACUUCUUCCGUGUCCAAGCACGGACCAUCACCUACGGGCCUGAGCUCCAAGCCAAUGUCACGGCCGGUCCAGCUGAGGGGUCCCCAGGUUCCCCUAAAGAUGUCUUGGUCACCAAAUCCACCUCGGACUUGACCCUGCAGUGGACUGAGGGCAGCCCUGGCAACUCACCCACCACUGGCUUCGUCAUAGAGGCCAGGCCUUCAGAUGAAGGUUUAUGGGACAUGUUCGUGAAGGACAUUCCCCGGAGCGCCACAUCCUACACCAUCAGCCUGGAUAAGCUCCGGCAAGGAGUGACAUACGAGUUCCGGGUGGUGGCUGCCAAUGAGGCGGGAUAUGGAGAGCCCAGCAGGCCCUCACCAGCGGUAUCAGCCCAAGUAGAAGCCCCAUUCUACGAGGAGUGGUGGUUCCUGCUAGUGAUGGCGCUCUCCAGUCUGAUCAUCAUCCUGCUGGUGGUGUUUGCCCUGGUCCUGCAUGGACAGAACAAAAAGUACAAGAGCUGCGGUGCAGGUAAGAGCAUCUCCAACAUGGAGGAGUCUGUGACCCUGGACAAUGGGGGAUUUGCCGCCUUGGAGCUCAACAGCCGCCACCUCAAUGUCAAGAGCACCUUCUUGAAGAAGAAUGGGACCAGGUCCCCACCCCGGCCAAGCCCCGGUGGACUGCGCUACUCUGAUGAGGACAUCUGCAACAAAUACAAUGGUGCUGUGCUCACGGAGAGCAUGAGCCUCAAGGAGAAGUCAGUGGGCACAUCGGAAUCUGAGGCCUCCGACUCGGACUAUGAGGACGCACUGCCCAAACACUCCUUUGUCAACCACUACAUGAGCGACCCCACCUACUACAACUCCUGGAAGCGGAGGCCCCCUGCCGCAGCGCCUCACAGGUACGAGGCAGUGGCAGGGGCUGAGGCGGCUCAGCACCCACACCCAGUCAUCACCACACAGAGUGCGGGCGGAGUCUACACCCCAGCUGGCCCUGGCACCCGGGCCCCUCUCACCGGCUUCUCUUCCUUUGUGUGACCCCAGGCCAACACCGGGCAAGACGGAUGCGGACCUUCCGGAGUCUAUUUUUGUUAAGACAACCAACUCCAGGAACUGAGCUGAGGUUUUUGUUUAAAAAGAAAAAAUUCUGAUAAGCGCGAUUUUACCUACUCGUGAACACUAGAUUUCAAUUAGGAAGGUUUUUUUAAUGGCUUUUUGUAACACCACUGCAGAAAGCAGGGCUCUUUGUUGUUUUCUUUUCUUUUUAAGAGAAGGUUUGCCCCUGGUGCAGUGGCUCGGCACCACCCAGCCCUGGGCUUCUCAUCCUCCAAGCCACCAGAGGUGACAAGAGACAGGAGGUGGGGUCCUCGGAAUGGAGCCCGGGCCUGCUCCAUCUCUACCUCCUCUUCCCAGAACCAGCUCUGUAUUUGGACAACUCGGGCUCCUGGUUUGCUGGCUCACUUGCUGCUGGGGUGUAGUGAGCAGGCACUUUGACCAGGGCUCAGUUAGAGUUUUGUGGCCCAACUCAGACCAGUUCAGAGAUUUUCUCACUCCGCAGUUUCCAGGUGAAAAAUCAGCUUUAAGGUGUCUGGAGUGGGGUGCAUUAGGGGUGAGCAGUUGGAAGGUGGUGUCCUCCACUCUGCCGGGGCUCAGCUUGGCUUCUGUCAUUCUGGUGGUGAAAUAUUCAGGGCUUUACUUUCUUCCCUUCUUUCUUUCAAGUUGACAGAGCAGGAACAAGACCUCCUCCCCUCGCUCCCAGGCCAGCCAGGUCCUUCAGUGAACUUCCUGUGACAGCACACGGCCCACCCCGCUGACAGACAGUGAGCCGGCAUUUGCAGAGUUGCUUGUUCUGUAGGAAGUGUGCAUUGUUAACCAGAGUAUUUUUUAAAUCUUUUUAUCUUUUUUUAAACUAUGUCACAUGAAAUGAAUGCAUCUUUGCUGUCUCCAGGUGCCUUUUUAUUAAUUGUUCAGCUUUGUACGUGGGAAAGAUGAGAAGCAACCGUAUCUCCAAAUAAAGCAAAACAGCUCUGAGACCCGGGCCCUUAGUCACCGCGUGCCCCCUGGGCUGGCCACCUAUGCACCUGGGGGAACAGUCCUCCCGUUCAUCCCCUUGCUCUUGACAGCUGCCCCUGCUUUGACUGCCAGCGCUGCUGCCCCAACCCCCAUUCACGGCCAGCUUGUAACCUUAACAGGUUUUCUGGGAACAGUUUUUCUUUAAUUGUCACUGUUUUAAUAUUUUUAGCUAAAUGAAAAUAGUAUGAGCUACUUUGGAACACUUAAGGGUUCUGACCACGGCUGUGCCUCUGGCCCUUCCCUCUCCUUUUGUGACAGGUAGCUGAGGUCAGUGCCUCAGCCAGGGACCAGGUCUGGCUGGAUGUGACCAGAGGGCUACUAAUACCAGGCAGCAUGUGCAGCCCAGUACUCAUGAGCACCCCACAUUUCCACCUUUUGGUGACACUGGUGACCCUCUGUCAAUGCCCGAAACACAGCGGGAUGAGGCAGGCAUCGUCCUCCCAGGGACCCCAGUGCCCAGAGGGUGGGGACUUGCUGGGCCAUCACCUGGCCAGUGUCACCAGGAAGCCAGUUCCAUGGCCACAUGUAGGCUAAGGGGUGGAUAGUGUCUGGAUUCCUGCUUUCGGAGUUUCCAGGUGUGGCCCCAGGAGACCAAGGAGAGGUUGUGUGGUGCUCCAUGUAUUGCAGGAACAUGCAGUUGAAGUUUUUGUGGAGGAAUUUCCAGAUAAGUACCCAAGGCUUCCCUAAAACAGGUGUGAAAAGAAUCCUCUCUCCCUUUCUAUUUUCCUCCCUCUCUCCUUUCCUUCUUUUUCUGGAUGGAAGGGGAAAUAUUCUAAACCAAAAAUCCCAGACGCUCUGCCCAAAGCCACUUCUGUGUGAGAACUGCCAUCCACAGUCCAAGGUCGGGGGAUGGCCUCAGUGGACAGAGCUGUCUCCUGCCCGUCACCCAGAAGCAAGGAGUGGACAGGAGACCACAGGGUGGCCACAUGAACUUCCAGGAAGAGAACCCUGCACGAAGAGCUGGGCCCCCACCGUGCACUUUGCUCCUAAGCCAUAAGGAAAUCGCUUUAAUGAAUGAGGACAGCGCUGAGGACACCUUGGUCUGCUGUGUGGUUUUGCUCUUGGUUUCUCAUGGCAAUGACGUGGCACUUUUUUUUCAGACUCCUAUUCCCUGUGCUCUCAGUAAACUUGUUUUUAUAAGCAGUGGUCUUCUGAGGCUGCUGUGGCCCCGUAGCUGCUGAGAAAUUGUUGUCAUUGACUGUGGUCCAGCCUGUCACUCUGAGGAACUGACCCGAAUGAGCUGCCUGCAUCCGAGGAGCAGGGCAGGAGCCUCCAAUUAGAUUUCCACCCUCAGAGCAGGGUGGACACUGAGGCGUGUUCCAUCCUCACCUCCCAUCUCCAGGGAGAAUAGGAAUGUGGACACUGGAUUGAAGCCUCCGUUUUGACCACAGGACAAGCAACAGUUCCAUAACUGAGGCGAGGAGAGGGUGUGCCUGUUCUCUCUCCAUGGAGCUGAAAGCCAGCCCUGAGCAGCUUCAGGACCAGCAGUCACCUCCCCGCAGCCACAGAAUCAGGAGUUAGGCUUGUGCUGCACAGUGAGUGGCCCUUCCCAGUGCACACGGUGGAGCCACAGGACAGGUACACGCAGGUGUCCAGAGAGGGCCCCUCUGUGUACAUGGGUCCUGACUGCCCUGUCUUCCCACCUGCCCCUCCAUCUCUCCCCUCCCUGCUUGUCUUACCCCAGAGGAAGAAGAUGAGAUGGAGGGUGGAAGCCUCUCCCUCACCGGCCCUGGGAGAAAGCACUCGAGACACCAGGCGCCAUGCAGAGUGCAUUUGCCACCCACGCGGAUGGCACUUGUUGUCAUAAAUGUCCUUCAAGGCUGCGCCUGUGCGUGAGUUCACCUGGCGUCAAGCAUGCGCUGGAGGUGCACUGUGGUGUGGAGCAUGGUUCUUCUUUUUACAUGUUUUGGGCGCACAGUGCAGCUGUCCCUGAUGAACAACUGUCUGCACACCUGGCCUGGACACCUUCAACUCUCAGAGCUUAGGAAGGUCCCAGGCAGAGGUGAGAACGGCAUGGAAAUGCACCGAGGUGCUCGUGUGCACCCAGUGCCACCUUCCCAUUUAGAGAGAGCUCAGGGCACUUCUGCAUUUCCCCUAAAACAUUGUCUGAAAUUGUACGGAAAACCAGAUUUCAUUUAAAAGAAAGGGACAAAAACACAAUCUAACAACUUGUAGGAAGGCAGAGAGGUGCUAUUGGUACAAUUUUUAAUAAAAAUAUUAUUUUGUUCCUUAA